GAAUGCUAAUGCCAAGAAACUUUUGUAGCUGUUAUUAAAUUUUUGCUACAAUUUUGUUUAUUAUCAUAUAUAAAGCCCAGAGAAAUGGAGAAGGGUGGCCAGCCACCACCUUAUAUGUGGAGUAAUGUGCAAAGUAUGCAGCCCCCUCCUGCUGCCCCGCCUAGCUACUCUCAAGCCGUUGGGGGAGUGGGCCCAUCUAGCCCCUACACCCCACAAUACUCACCUACAUCAGGUCCUGCUAUUGUCACAACAGUAGUGCCAGUCGGGUCCCAACCGACCCACAUGAUCUGCCCGAGUUGUCACGCUGAGAUAAAUACCGUCACCAAGAAGAAACCAGGACUCAUUGCCUACAUAUCAAGUGCCAUAAUUGCCCUAUUUUGUUGUAUCUGCGGAUGCUGUCUUAUCCCUUGCUGCAUUGAAAGCUGUAUGGAUGUUCAUCACAAGUGUCCCAACUGUGGGACUUAUCUCGGCCGCUAUAGAAGAUAAUUUAUCUAAUAAUCUCUUCAUAUAUUAUAUGCAUGUUUAAGGAGUGAUGUGAAUUUACAUAUGCACAAAGAUUUGCCGUGAAUAUAAAAAAAAAGUUUGCAUGACUCUGAAAACGCCCCUACAAAUGAUCUGACUUUGCAAUCUCUAUUUUAAGAGUAGAGUACUGACUAAGUAGACUGAUACUAGUUGUUGUUCAUCACAGAAUAAUCACAAUCAUAGAAGUUAAAUUGUAAAGAAUAUUAUAAGUAAUAUUUUCCAGACAUGUCUCAUUAAGUAAGGGCUAGAUUACAAAAGAAUGGUUCAAAAUGAACUUUCAAGA
This is a messenger RNA of Aricia agestis (brown argus), 805 nucleotides long. Its product is annotated as LITAF domain-containing protein. Gene Ontology annotation, molecular function: zinc ion binding. The coding region runs from base 85 to 486 and encodes 133 amino acids. NCBI's taxonomy places the organism in Eukaryota, Metazoa, Arthropoda, Insecta, Lepidoptera, Lycaenidae. The record is from RefSeq and is a predicted model, not a curated record. The transcript has 4 exons.